Molecule: messenger RNA, 672 nt
Organism: Didymodactylos carnosus
Lineage: Eukaryota; Metazoa; Rotifera; Eurotatoria; Philodinida; Philodinidae
Source: the annotation of a GenBank genome assembly
AUGCAAAAAAGGCUUUCGGCGCAUGAGACUUUCCAUCCCACAGUUUUUAAUUAUUAUUAUUUAACAACACCAGUGGCACGGGCGAUUGGUAUCGACCUUGGUACAACUUAUUCGUGUGUUGGAAUAUUUGAACAUGCCAAGGUAGAAAUCAUUGCCAACGAUCAGGGAAAUCGUGCUACACCGUCGUAUGUGGCGUUUACCGAUUCAGAACGUCUAAUUGGAGAUGCCGCAAAAAAUCAAGUGGCAAUGAAUCCAAAUAACACUAUUUUUGAUGCUAAACGAUUAAUUGGAAGAAAAUAUAAUGAUCCAACCGUACAAGCCGAUAUGAAACAUUGUCCGUUCACUGUUAUCCAGGAAGGUGGAAAACCAAAAGUUCAAGGUGCAUAUAAAAACGAAACAAAGGCAUUCACACCCGAAGAAAUAUCAUCGAUGGAGCCGACGGCAGCUGCGUUUACCUACGGUUUAGACAAAAAAGUAGAUGGUGAAAGAAAUGUCUUGAUUUUCGAUUUGGGUGGUGGUACAUUUGAUGUGCUGAAAAUUGCGGGAGGUAUAUUUCAAGUCAAAUCGACAGCUGGUAAUACCCAUUUAGGAGGACCUCCUGUCGCUCCAUGGAAAAAUUAUUCCGAACACGGUUUUUCCUCAGCCAUAAGUCCUGAAUUGAAGCGUUUAUAG